AUGGUCCCUUCAAAAUUCACUCUUUUGGCCUUCAUAGCUCUGUUCAUUCUACUUUCAGGUGGUGAAGCAAGAGAAGCUGUGUGGUCUGGCAGCAAAGUAAAUUCGCUGUGUUGCAGCGAGCAGCAACAGUUUGGAAGAUGUGAUACAAAAGAAGCUGACGAAAGAUGUGAACAGAUGUGUCUUGCUGGUUGUUCACUAAACAAAGGUGGCGGUUGUCAAGCUGUUCCUUCUGGUUCUGCUUGUUCUUGUUACUGUGCCUGA
Molecule: messenger RNA, 261 nt
Organism: Thlaspi arvense
Lineage: Eukaryota; Viridiplantae; Streptophyta; Magnoliopsida; Brassicales; Brassicaceae
Source: the annotation of a GenBank genome assembly